Molecule: messenger RNA, 1494 nt
Organism: Mercenaria mercenaria
Lineage: Eukaryota; Metazoa; Mollusca; Bivalvia; Venerida; Veneridae
Product: zinc finger and BTB domain-containing protein 24-like
Exons: 2
Coding region: 242-1258 (338 amino acids)
Biological process (GO): regulation of transcription by RNA polymerase II
Cellular component (GO): nucleus
Molecular function (GO): RNA polymerase II cis-regulatory region sequence-specific DNA binding; DNA-binding transcription factor activity, RNA polymerase II-specific
Source: RefSeq, a predicted model, not a curated record
AGACCUAUUUGUCUAUUUGAAAUCGAGACUUUCUAAUAAUCUCUAAAAUUAACAAAAGCAUUAAUGCAUUAAGAGUUGAACGCAUGUAUAUAUUCAAUUUUUAUCCAGUGUUUUGAAUUGACUAAUUUUAUUAAAACAGAUAUAUUCUCGUGUGGAAUUGUAUAACUGUUAAUCUUUCUUUUUGGAGUAGUUGUGCAAAGUUAUCUAUUUCACUGUCCUAUUUGUGUUCCUAACUUCUUCAAUGGUUCAAGGAGAUGGUCGGUUUUAUAAACUGUCACAGGCUGACCGCCAAGAUUUACAGUGGAACCAGACGACAAGCAGACGACAAAAAAUUCCAAGAUAUCCAAACUCUCUCGUCAAUUCGGACACGCGCCUGCGCAAGUGCGAAACCUGUGGGAAAUGGUUUUCCAGUAUAGACGACAUGCGAAGGCAUAUUUCACUCACGCAUACUGGAAACAAGCCUAUAGUAUGCCAGAUAUGCGGAAAGCGAUUCAGAACAACACAUCAGAUGAUAGCCCAUUACAAAAUGCACAGAGAGCCGCGACUGGAAGAGUUUUCAAUAUUAAAGAAACGCAGACAGCCGGAUGUUGUAUCCGAAUCUAGUGAAACAUCCCAAACAACAGUUGGAACCUUUCAUAGGAUCCCUAAAACUCUUAAAAGUUACAUGUCUGACCCGCUAGAUGUUGACAGAUCGUUUGGAACUGGUCAAAGUUUCAAAGUAGCAGAAUCCGAGACUAAAGAAUCUCGUGUAAAGUAUUCAAAAUCAGUGCAAAGUAAUAAGUUACCAGAUAUCAAAGGUGCAACAAAAUCUACUGUCAAUCCAAAGAAAGAUUCACACAGCCUAACGGAGUCAGUAAGUUUACUGAAAAAUAGAAAUAAACCAAGUAUACCAACGCCAGACCCUGGACACAUUUCUGCAAUCGACAACGUAAUGGGAAUGUCCAGAACAAUAGAAACUGGUACAGAGUCACACUUCGUUGAAGAAGCGGAAAAUGAUUUUAUUCGUUCCCGGAUGGAAGCUGUAUCACGCGCUGGUCGAUCAGAAACCCCAAAAUCCUUCAAGACCAGAUCAGGCUUGACAGAAUACAGGAAACCAAAAUAUCUUGUAGACAAAGAAUUUUGGGAUACAGGAAGUCACGUGACCGAUAGACUGACAGGAUAUAGUCCAGUAUCAGGAUAUGAACCGUACUCACGGAAUGUUCUAAACUCCAGAGGAACACGUAGAACGUCGGCAUUUUCGCUUCGGAGUGUAAGAUGAGAUUUUCACUACAGAAAAUAGUAGAUCUACAAGAAAACAAUUCAGAAAUUAAUCACUUCUUGUAUGAUACGAUAACUUUUGCUAAUUGGAUACCAUUGGUGUAAGAACUGCAUAAAUUACUGCGUAAUGAAGAUUAUAAUGCUUUACGUGAAAUUAUACAUAUACUCAUAUAGUAAAUAAAAUGAACAUGCAAUAUAAGACAUGCAUAUUUAUAAAAUCCCGCUUGGAAAACGAUA